CCCAAGUGCAAGCAAUCCCGUGUGCUCAACCCUUAUUGCAAACGCAUUGUCACGGUGCGCGAACUCGCUCGGUCACAAGGCUUUCCCGACAAGUUUGUGUUCCAAGCGGAAAAUGAUCGUGUCAUGACGAUGCACAGGCAGAUUGGUAAUGCCGUGCCAUGGCCGGUUGCAAUGGCAAUCGCCGCGAGUUAA
Molecule: messenger RNA, 192 nt
Organism: Suillus subalutaceus
Lineage: Eukaryota; Fungi; Basidiomycota; Agaricomycetes; Boletales; Suillaceae
Exons: 3
Cellular component (GO): nucleus
Molecular function (GO): methyltransferase activity
Source: RefSeq, a predicted model, not a curated record